GUGUUCCAUGUAAAAUCUGGACUGCAGCAACGCCUCACGACUUGUCUUUUUUUUCUCCCACGAUGCUGUGCGGCAGGGGUUGUCUUGUGUGCGCGCUGUUUGUGGUGCUGAAGCUGCGCGUGCCUCGGAGGUUGCUACCAUAGAAAUCCACACAAGCAUCCUUCCGCGAGAGGACCAGAAGGAGGAAUCAUGUUUUCGACGAUUGGGAAAUAAGAUGUUUCUGCCAACUGUUUAAGCCUUACAUUUAUCUUUUUUACAACAUCCUUCUUCAAGCACAAGUUAACAAAGCGUAGACGUUUCUGAAGCCCUUUUCUUGGCUUUUUUUCGAGGCUCGACUUCUCUCCGGUGCCGCCGCCUGCCCAUCAGUCUUUGCCGCUUCAUCCCACAUCCUUUAUGCACAGCACGCUGCUCCGGUCCUCCCCAACAAAACACACAUUCGGGUCCGAGCACCAUGGCCCGCUCCCGGCGCUUUCACUAAGAGACAUGGAAGCCAAACAACACCCGAUAAAGAGCCUCAGAAGCUACCCGGAAACCGGCGGCCGGAGCCUGGCAGCGGCCGCCGGAGGAGACGGCGGGUAUAAAGCCGACUCGGCUGAAACGGAGAUGGAGGCGAAUAUCAAGAAAGCCAUAGACUUCAAGGUGGAGGGUCACCGCUGCUACAAAGAGAAGAAGUUUCGGGAAGCAAUCGGCAAGUACCACCGGGCGCUACUGCAACUCAAAGGGGUGCAUGUUGUCGACGGGACGACGGGCUCCGAGGUCAACCUACUGAACCAACCCUCGACCAAGCUGACCGAGGAACAGCGGAGAACCGUGGAGAGCACCGAGAUCGAGUGUUACGACAGUCUGACAGCGUGUCUGUUGCAGUCGGAGCUGGUGAACUAUGAGAGGGUGAAGGAGUACUGUCUGAAGGUGCUGAGCCACCAGAGAGACCACUUCAAGGCCAUGUACCGAGCCGGCAUCGCCUUCUAUCACCUGGGCGACUACGAAUGUGCUCUACGCUACCUGCGUGACGCCAAGAACCGCGAACCCACAGACACCAACGUGCUGCGGUACAUCCAGCUGACAGAGAUGAAGAUAAGCAAGAGCGGUCAGCGGGAACGAGAGAGCGGCAAAGAGACCCAGGGCUGACCCUCAACCUUUUUACUCCCCUCCACACCUUUCAACCUUUGACCCCACAUUGAUCCUCCCUCUCUCCUCCUCUAUCGAGUCCUGACAGCAGCACAGCCCACAGAAGAGACGGACCCAAUCACCCGCCUAGCGAAAAAACGGGAGACAAAUCAAGCUCCUCCUUUUCCUGCUCUUCCCUCUUCUUCUUCCUCUUUUCUCCGCUGCUGUGUUUCCUCUCCCUAGACGCAGACAGUCGAGCAAACAUAAACAAGAAAUGCUGUAUUAUACUCAAAUGAAACAGUCAUCGUGGUGGAAUGAAAAGGAGCUUCAAAACAUACUUAUGAAUAAUGGACAUUUGCAUAAUUUAGUAAAUGUUUUAUAGACAUAAAAUGCAUUUUGUUUCUGCUCUCUUGCUCUCUCUUUUUCUAUCUGCCUUCUCUCUCUCCGUCUUAUUUUGAAUUCUUGAGAAAAAUAUCGGGGUUGGGAAGCUUGACCACACAAGGAGGACGGCAGGACUGUGUGUGGACAUAAGCGGUGGAUAAUGAAGAGUGUGUGUGACACAUAUCAAGACCAUAGCCCCAUUUGAUUGUACAUCCCCCCCCAAUAGGGCACACUCAGGCUCCUUACGCAGACUGUAGGGCAGACUAGCCCGGGAAACCUUUCAUCAAGUAAAGAAAACGCCUGCCGCUGUGCUUAAUCUCUCGCUCUACUGUCUUACUUUUCUUUCCCGGAUGCCGUGUAUCUCAGUUUCUGGACAGAUUUUUUUUAAUUCAAGGGCUAUUUUGCAUUGUUUGUAAACCGUUGCUAGGGUUUUUAAUUUGGUUUGGGCAUAAUCAUAUUCGUAGUAAUUCAUCAGUUGUUAACAGCAUCUGUGUCUCCAGCAGUUCCUGCAGGCAUCAGGUGCGCUGUUGUGGUAACUGGUGUGUCUUGAAUCUGUUGUCCAAAGCCACUUCUGGGCCGUGUGUUGUUGUAAAGACUGUCGAAAAGCCCCUCCCGCCCUCCCUACCCUGUUCUCCGGUUAAUGAUGUCACAAUGGAAAAUAGCCAAUGGGACCAGAGUUCCAUCAACCGCCGUUGGCUGGAUGGAAGACCACUUAAAAGUUUCACAGCGAGAAAUACAUUAAAGUUUCCAAACAGAGGUCCAACCCUUUAUCACUAAUGCUGAAGCUCCGAAGACAUCGAUAACACUGCGAGGAGACUCUGGGCAGCAUUAGUGCAGGAAAACAAUUACAGACGCACUGUCCUGACAGUCCAGAUUGCCAUCUUGGAGCACUCACAUUUAGGGCACUUCAACAAGAGUGUUGCCAUUUGAGAUUUCCUCCUUUAGUUUUCUGAUAGAUAAAACAUCUGUGUUGGAAAAUGGUUCCAAACAUAGAGCUGUAAGGACAGAUAACACACAACAUUAGCUUUAGACAACACUUAUGGAUAUGUGUGUGGAAAUCCAUGGUUAGCUGUCAAAAGAUGCAUAAAUAAUUUUCUUCUCUUGUGACUUGUGAAGCUGAAUCAUUGAUAAUGCAAAUAUUGCUUUUAUAGCUUUACCACAUGUUUAGAUCUGCCUGUGCUGUUCUGCAGAAGGUUGGAUCGAUGAUUUGUGAAAGCAUGACCUGAAUUUCCCUUCGCUCUGAUGCCAUGAGACUCAGUUUCCUCUUUCCCGUGUGCAAGCCCACCUCCUGCAUGUAACGUGUGGCUCCAAAGAGUUACUUCAGAUGUUUGGGAUAAGGAUUGUGUCUGCUCUAUUGCUUUCUGUCACUGCAUGCUGCCACACUGUUCUUCCAUACCUCUAUUUUAAUCGCCCUGCCCUUUAUAAACACAGAAGGUGGUGACAGACUGUGAUCACAGCAGUAGAAUAGGUAGCAAAAAACUCUGGAAAGAAAACAGGACUAAUCAAUCAGGGUCACCUUCUGCCUCGGCAAAGGUGAGAGAUCAGCGAUUCCACCGCUUAAGAUAUUUAAAAAGGAAAUCAAAUCAAAGAAAGAUGCUGUAAAAGAUUUCCCCUCCCUAUUUUUUUCAGUGCCCGGCUGGAGGCAAAUAGGGAUCUACGUGUGUCAAUGGGACUCUGGAGAGACGGCACCAUGCGUUGAGGGGACCGGCAUGAUACAGAGAGGCUCCAGUGGGGGGACAAGUAGGCCGAUAUUCAGCUGCAGCUCCAGGUCACUCCUGCAGCAGAGACACAUCGUUACAAAGAGUUCAGAGCUCAAAUUUAUCAUCAUACAUUAAAUGGCUGAAAGUAUGUGGGCACCUGAGCGUUAAACCCAUAUACGAUUACUGAACGUCACAUACACAAACUUCAGCUCCUGCUGUAACAUUGUCCGCUGUUCUGAGUUACAACAUAGUGCAGUUAUAUCACACUAUGAUUUCAGACACUCAAAUUAAAUGGCAGACAAUAAAUAUAGUGCCCUAUGUAAAGUAAUUUAAGACUUUAAGGUGUUACUUUAUUGUUGCAUUAAGAUUAGGCCCUAACCAAAAGAAAAUUAAGUGUGGAAUCAGGGGUAUCCAUUUCCUUUUAUUAGCCAUAUAGUGCACAUGAUAGGAGAUCCAUCUCAAUAUAAUUAAAAAACUAUCGAUGGCUGUGUUGCAGGAAUAAAGUU
Etheostoma cragini (Arkansas darter) is the source of this 3694-nucleotide messenger RNA. RefSeq names its product tetratricopeptide repeat domain 9B (gene ttc9b). NCBI's taxonomy places the organism in Eukaryota, Metazoa, Chordata, Actinopteri, Perciformes, Percidae. The coding region runs from base 394 to 1128 and encodes 244 amino acids. The transcript is spliced from 3 exons. The record is from RefSeq and is a predicted model, not a curated record. Gene Ontology annotation, molecular function: protein binding.